AUGUAUUUUUUAAAACGUAAUUGCCAUAUCAAAUCAAUAUGUUCAGUCGUACGACUAUGCAGUCAAAGCAGAAAAACGCAUUACGAAGUUCUUAAAUUACGUAAAAACUGCACGGAUAAGGAAAUAAAAGAUGCAUUCAUUCAAAUGAGCAAAGAGUACCAUCCUGAUAAAAACAAAGAUGUAAAGGCACAAGAAAAGUUUGUCAAAAUCGUUGAGGCAUACAAUAUUUUAAGUAAGCCGAGCAGUAGAGCUCAAUAUGACCAUGUUAUGGACCUUGGUGCAAAAAAUACUUCAUAUGUUUAUAAAACACAUACACCAUAUAACUUAAGAAGGAAUCCAGCAUAUAAUUUUUACGAUCCACCAAAAGCAAAGAGCACUGAAAAUAAAUCCGAUUACUAUGGAGUUAAAGGUGUUAAAAAACUACCAAAUGUCACGAUAAUAUUUCUAUGUUUUUCUGUGGCAUUGGUAGGAGUAAUAUUACAAAUGAUUGUUAUUAGAGAGACAUAUUUGAUAAAUCGUAAAAGAACUCAAGAGAAGUCAAUAAUAUUGGCAGAGGAACUGGAAAAAGUUAGAGCAAAUGCUGAAGGAAAGACAAAUAGAAUGCAAACACAAGCCAUCUUAGACAAAAUCGUAAGUUCCUCAAACCCUACUGUUGCAACUGCAUCGCUGGGUCAAGCAUUGGCAAACGAGAAAAAUAAAUGA
Messenger RNA from Leptosia nina, 702 nucleotides. Lineage: Eukaryota; Metazoa; Arthropoda; Insecta; Lepidoptera; Pieridae. The record is from the annotation of a GenBank genome assembly.